GCGGAGGGCAGGCUACGUCGAUCCUAGCCACCUCCCUAAGGUAGGUGGUAAACAUAUCAACUACAUCAUACUAGACACAAAUCUGUGCAAAUGGCGAGAUCUUCGCAAAACAGGGAGAGGAUCGAGAGGAUCAAUAGGAUAAACAACAGCCGCUCAUUAGAGCGAGUUAAUAUCGCACUUGGUUACCCAUUUCCUUCGCAGUAUGACCUCUACCAAUACCUCGGAACCGGCGCGGUACGACCCCAUUUUGACGAAUAUGUCGAAGACUUCCUCAACGAUAACCCAUUUACGCGCACGCCGCUCCCAAGUGAGAUUCAGGACAGCCUCGCCUUCUCAGUUAGUGCCUUGAGUCCUGACUGCUACGUGUACACUAAGGCGGACUAUGCUGCCCGAUGCGUCUUUAAGAUUAUCUAUUACGACGAACACUGUCUUGGUAACCGCCUUUUCAUGAAUGAAUCCAAGACUGGACCGUUCCACCUCAAUCGCCGCCUAUUUUGCGCGUGGGAGAUCUUCCGCUAUCUGAAGGUGCGCUACGAAGAGGAAAUGUUCAGACUAACCGAAGACUGUGUGGGGUAUAAGGAGCGCGCAACGCCAUCGCAAGAGAGUGGCAAGACAAGCGGAAACACAUAG
This is a messenger RNA of Daldinia caldariorum, 630 nucleotides long. RefSeq lists its product as uncharacterized. The coding region runs from base 91 to 630 and encodes 179 amino acids. Lineage: Eukaryota; Fungi; Ascomycota; Sordariomycetes; Xylariales; Hypoxylaceae. The transcript is spliced from 2 exons. The record is from RefSeq and is a predicted model, not a curated record.